Molecule: messenger RNA, 864 nt
Organism: Amphibalanus amphitrite
Lineage: Eukaryota; Metazoa; Arthropoda; Thecostraca; Balanomorpha; Balanidae
Product: trichohyalin-like
Exons: 4
Coding region: 181-666 (161 amino acids)
Source: RefSeq, a predicted model, not a curated record
GCGGAACCCCGCUGAUAAGGACCCCUCUGGUUAAUCUGGGGGUCAGAGGGGAGGGAUGCAGAGCGGUAGAAAAUGCCGUAUAAAAUGUGGAGCACCGUCAGUGAAGACGGUGCUGCCGACCGAGCUGAACGUGCUGAAGGAGCUGGACGAGUCCGUGAACGUGUUGUCUGUGAAUGAAGGAUGGCAGACAUGGUGGACGACUUUUAUCACCGCGAGGUGGACCUCGAGGAACUGGAACAGUUUGUCCGUCAUAUGAGAGGGGAGGAGCCGGCUUUCAUCUACCACCAGAUUCCACCGCCGCAAAUUGCACCACCUCUGCGGCCAGCCGCCGCCCGGGACAACCACCAGGCUGAAGGAGAGGUUGACUCUGACGAGGAACAGCUGGCUGUCCGCGUCCAGAGGAACAUCCGUCAGAUGGUGCGCGACCUGAGGAAGAGGAGGAGGAGAGAGGAACGGGAGCAACGGAGAAAGCAGAGGAGCAGGCGGAGAGAGCAGGAGCGAGUCGCCCGGGAGAGCCGGCGAGUCGACUCUCUGGUGGACAGAGUGGCAGCGGACGGCCGGCUGACUCGGCUGAGACACAACGUGCCUCUGCUGAGACAAGUCCGGCUCCGGGAGACGGUCAAGAUCGCCCACAAAAUCAAGAGUCGAAGACAGCAGCAGCAGUAGCUCCCGGCCAUCUCCAUCGAAGAGAUGGCCAGCCGUCGCCGAGGGCCCCCUCUGGAGCUCGCGGUGGCAUACUGUGCACGGUGAAAGUGUUCGUUUUAGGGCGCUGGUUCCACAGCCAUAUAUCCUCUUUGUUGAGGACCCAACCGAGAGAAUGGUGUAUUACUGUAUUGUGAUGUAUUUUUACUCUGGUUGUUUUAU